Messenger RNA from Plasmodium gonderi, 717 nucleotides. Its product is annotated as selenoprotein. The transcript has a single exon. The record is from RefSeq and is a predicted model, not a curated record. NCBI's taxonomy places the organism in Eukaryota, Apicomplexa, Aconoidasida, Haemosporida, Plasmodiidae.
AUGAUAAAGCAUUACAUAAAGUUAUGCUUGAAAGUACUCUUUUUUCUAUUUUUAAGCUACGAUUUUGUCAUUUUGAAGAAUGAGAAUAAUAACAAUGUCGUUCAAUCGAAUAGAGGUUUUUUAAAAGAAAGCUAUGAAUUUUUAUUUGUUCAGAAGGAUAUUUUCCCAUCAUAUAUAAAUCGAGAUAAUCAAAUAUCAAUAUAUUUUUGUAAGUCUUGACAAUCUAAUUAUGUUUUAAGUCGAAUAAAAAAAUAUUUCGACUUUUUGAAUCAUGGGGAAGAUACGGAAAUUUAUUUUGAAGAUGACACUUAUGUAGCAGACUAUGAUAAUAGCAGUUACGAUCGUGAGAAUGGUGAUUAUAAAUAUGUAAUAUUCUUGAGAAACAUUAAAGCAGCACUAAUUUAUCGAUUAAUAUGUUCCUUUGUUUUCUUUAUUUAUGUUCUCAUAGCAGGAAAUAUGAUUUUUCCGAAUUACUUAAAUGCGUUCACACCACAGCUUCUUUUAGACAACCCAAGAUUUAACGAAACAUUUGAAAAUAUGAGGAAGAAAAAACUUAUGGUAUUUGCACUCAUGUUUUUUUCUUACAAUAUCAUAUAUGGGAUGUUGUGUAAUACCAAUGUAAUUCAUGUGUAUCAAAACAGGAAUUUGAUUUAUGACGACCAUUAUACCGAUUCCUUGUUCGUUAAGAGCAUGCAGGAGAAUAUGACACGUGUGUAA